Molecule: messenger RNA, 509 nt
Organism: Nicrophorus vespilloides
Lineage: Eukaryota; Metazoa; Arthropoda; Insecta; Coleoptera; Silphidae
Product: TP53-regulated inhibitor of apoptosis 1-like
Exons: 3
Coding region: 152-394 (80 amino acids)
Source: RefSeq, a predicted model, not a curated record
GUACAGAAUAUUUUAUUCAUAAGGAAAUAAAGCAACGUCUGUGUAAUUUCAUGUGCAAUAUAUAAAUUUAUACUAUCAGUUUUGCCUGAUAAUUAUUUUAAUUUGCGUACUUAAAACUGCUCGUACCAUUAGUAACAAUACAAUCAGCAAAAUGAAUAGCAUUGGUGAAGCUUGCAACGACCUGAAAAAGGAAUAUGAUUCAUGUUUUAAUACCUGGUUCUCGGAGCACUUUCUAAGAGGGAAUACAAAUGAUUCCAUGUGUGCCCCAUUAUUUAAAGUAUACCAAGACUGUGUUAAGAAAGCAAUGAAAGACCAUCAAAUAGAUUUGAAAGAAUGUGAAAAAGAUCUAUUAGGUACUGACCAAGAGAGAAAGGUUCCAAAUGCAAAGAGCUGACAAAGCUUAAGUUUCUGAUGACCAAGCAGUGUUCAAAACAUUAACAUAUAUAAAAACAACAAACUUAAAUUAUUUAUUUUCCCGAUGCGAAUUUAGAUAAUCCUUCAAGCAAACC